This is a messenger RNA of Larimichthys crocea (large yellow croaker), 4819 nucleotides long. It is a transcript of the gene tfeb, whose product is annotated as transcription factor EB. Gene Ontology annotation, cellular component: nucleus. The transcript is spliced from 12 exons. Bases 548 to 2122 code for a protein of 524 amino acids. The record is from RefSeq and is a predicted model, not a curated record. Lineage: Eukaryota; Metazoa; Chordata; Actinopteri; Sciaenidae. Gene Ontology annotation, biological process: humoral immune response; regulation of transcription by RNA polymerase II; positive regulation of DNA-templated transcription. Gene Ontology annotation, molecular function: DNA-binding transcription factor activity, RNA polymerase II-specific; RNA polymerase II cis-regulatory region sequence-specific DNA binding; protein dimerization activity.
GAAAGAGAGAAGGAGAUGAGUUUACUGGACACAGGGCUCCCGUUGUUGUUGCCCCAGACUACGGCAUUCAGGCUAAUUUAGGGGAAGAGGAGGAGAGUGGGAGGAGGAGCAGAACGAGGAGGAAUGGGAAGCUGAGCUGGUGGUUAGAGAGAGAGAGAGAGAGAGAGAGAGAGGCAGGAAGGUGACUAAUAGUGACUGUCACUCAGUCUACUGUAACUCAGCCGGUGGAGGGAGGAGUGGCGUCACAACCAGUGAACCGGCAUAUGAAUGCACUAGUCGGUCGGGCCCAUCAGCAGGUCUGUGUCAGUGAGUGUGUGUUGUUAACACGUGGAGGUGCAGAUUUCUCUCUGGAUACACAAUGUUGUCUUCGGGAUAGUUGGAGAGUUGCUGUCUGUCACCAGCAUCCAGACAUGUAGUCAGCAGCAUAAGCCGAGCAUAUUCGUCCUUGUGAACUCGUUUUCUUCUCAAACAGCUUCCUCUACCUCUCGGGCUGGACUGCGGUGCACUGACGUCGGCUCGCCCUCCCCUGCCCCCUCGCCCCCCAGCAAUGGCCUCACGCAUCGGGCUGCGGAUGCAGCUGAUGCGAGACCAGCUGCAGCAAGAGGAGCAGCGUGAGAGGCAGCAGCAGCAGCAGCUACAGCAACAGCAGCAGAAUGCAGCCCUGCAGUACAUGCAGCAUCGCAUGGCUGGGCCACCGGCACCCACCCCGGCCAUUAGCACCCCACAGCAUUACCAAAGCAUGCAGGUCCCCGUGGAGGUUCUCAAGGUACAGACCCACCUUGAGAAUCCUACAGACUACCACAUCCGUCAGUCUCAGAAGCAACAGUUGAAAGAAUACCUGUCCACCACCUAUGCCACCAAACAGACGGUCCACGCAGUAGCAGGACUGGUGCCGCUCUCUUCUCCCACAAACAUGGGACCUACAGGGGGUUCAGCGUCUGCCCCGCCACCCAUGCACUCCCCACACAUGCGCACGGAGCAGCUCAUGUCUGGAAACAGCGCCCCCAACAGCCCCAUGGCAAUGCUCAACAUUGGCUCGAGCCACGAGAAAGAGAUGGAUGAGGUCAUUGAUGACAUCAUCAGCAUGCAGUCCAAUUACGAUGACAUUCAAGGAUACAUUGACUCAGUCCAGAUGCCAAACACACUUCCCCUGUCCAGCAGUCACCUGGAUGUGUACACAGGCCCUGGUAUGAAGGGGCCACCUGUUGCUAUGACCAGUAACUCCUGUCCUGCUAAUCUGACCAUCAAACGAGAACUGUCAGAUGCAGAAGCCCGUGCGCUGGCCAAGGAGAGACAGAAGAAAGACAACCACAAUCUGAUUGAAAGGAGGAGGAGAUUCAACAUCAAUGAUCGUAUCAAAGAGCUGGGCACCAUGAUCCCCAAAACCAAUGACCUUGUGCACAGUGACGUGCGCUGGAACAAAGGCACUAUACUGAGGGCGUCUGUAGAGUACAUCAAACGCAUGCAGAAGGAUGUGCAGAGGACCAGAGAGGUGGAAAACAACUUCAAAAGGAUGGAGAUGGCUAACAAGCACCUGAUGCUACGCAUCCAGGAGCUGGAGAUGCAGGCUCGUCUGCACGGCCUGCCCAGCAACUCUCCCUCUGGUCUGAACCCGAAUGAAAUGAUGGCUUACAUAAAACAAGAGACGAGCCCAGAGGAGAACCUCUCUCACCCUCAGGCACAAGCCCACCACCAGGCCCAGCACUUAACCCAGAACCAGGCUCAUCCCCAGGCCCAGCAGCACCAUUUCCUCCCACAGACCCACCUCCACCACCAGGGCCAGGCUCAGCCUCAGCCCAGCCAGCUGCCACCGCUCCCCCACCACCUGCAGCCCCAGCCACCCAUCCAGUUCCCAUCUGUAGGCAGUUCCCAGCCCUUUGACUUUGCCCAGUCGCUGGACUUGUGUGAUGGGAUGUCCGGCUUCUCAGACGGCAUGCCGGGGCUAGGCGACCUGAGUGGACUGGAUGUCCAGGGGAGGAGGGGAGAUCUGGGCUUCCUGAUGAUGGACGAGCCCUUGUCCCCUAUGGGCGGAGACCCGCUGCUCUCUGCAAUGUCUCCCGAAGCCUCGGUCGACUCCAGCCGCAGAUCCAGCUUCAGUAUAGAGGACGGAGACAUAUUGUAGACACAUGCGUACACACACACACACUCACACAAAACACACACAGAGGUUUUUCAAAGAGGUUGCAUUAAAAAAAAGAAAAAAAAGAAAGUAAAAUGGCAUAAAAAGUGACGGUCACACGGUUUGAACAUACACAGAUCACACAUUUGUAGUAUCUCCUCUUGAAGACACAAGCAAAAGAUGGUACACUGUAUAGUCCAGACGUUUGCACACACACACACACACACACACACACACGCGCGCAAGUGCAUGAGAGAUAAACGGAGCAGCUUGAAACUUUGCCCAACAGACUGAGCAUUUACAAGGGGUGAACCAACCAACACUGCCAGGUCAGGAGUUAUAUAGCACACUUGGCCUUGUUUCUAUAAAGGUGGCUCUGAAUCAUAAUUGAACAAGGGACAAAAACCAGCAGUUAAUUAGAUUGAAGUUAUCAGAUACAAGGACAGCCGAGUGCAUUGUGUCACCGGAUAGAGGACGAGUUAUUUUCUCCUUACAUCAACCUCUUUUAGCAACCAUAAAUGAUUGAAUGGACGAUAGUGAAUAAAAUGGAAAUAGCUUCAUGGUCCUGCAUGCAUAAUUUAUCUAAUGGGGGUGGGGGGUUCAGUCCAGUGACAUUGUUCUGAUCCUCAGUCUGUUAUUCCACAGUUUGCUUCGGCCUCUAGCGUCGGCUGUUUUUGUGUUUGACAGAGAUCUGUGUCAGCCCGCGGAGCUGACGUGUCCACCAAACGUUUGAAAACUCACUGGAUUACUGUAAGAGGCAGAAGCUUUUUUAUUUUUUUUUUCAUUUAUAGUGCAUCUACCCCACGUCUAGCUGUAACUGUCCUCUCUCUCACACACACACACACACACACUGCUGUCCCCGUUUUCCACGUGGUCAACACACUGUCAUGACCUUUGCCCGAGGAAGACGCUGUAAAGUGUGUUUGGAAAAAAAAACCUUUGAUAGUCUUCAGAAAACAGUGUGUCAUCCAAAUCUGUGAGGUGUCAAAUACUCAGGUACUGUAACAGAACACACAAACAGGAUCAUUUUUAAAGUAGAAGCAGAUGUUAACCUGGACUGUGUCGGACUCAUAACCCGUUGUCAAUGUGCCUUUUGAUUCUUGCAGCUGCUGCUCCUUUCGAAGGCAUGUUUUUAUAGGUCAUGCGCAGGGUUUAGACUUCGUAUCAACUUCAAUUAUGCCUUUUAAAUGCUUCAGCAUUCAUCUCCUGCAACAACAAAGGUAUUGUUGAUACAGAGGCAAACUAAAAAAUCUUUCUCUCACUACUUGACUUUGUGGGGCUCAGCAUGUUUGAGAGGCCCACGUGAAGGAAAGAUAUAGCGACAGGGUUCGAUGUUGGAGAGGAAAAGAGAUGGUUUGUCUCAGCUGUUAACAGACGUGGUGUAUUGUUCACUGUAAAAAGUACUGGCACACACUUGCAUGCAUUCACACCUUCACUCACUCGGUUCACAAACAGGCACACGUGCAUAACACUGCUCACACACACACACACACACACACAGCGCAGCCUCGAGGCUGUUUUCAAAUCAGCACGUUAACAAGUCUCCUGUGCUUCGGUCUCUCCACAGACGAGUCGACCGAAGCCGCAGAGGCAGAACUCAGGUCUGCAGCUCGAGCUGCCGCGUACAGUAAAGGGAAUCUGUAAUCCGUCUGGCUAUAGUUGUCACAGUGAUGGUCGGGGAAGGCCGAGGUGGACCUGAGUUCUGCCUCUGCUGUGGUAAACCCGGGGCUAGGCUUUGAUUUGAUAUAGCUUAUGAUCAGUACAGAUAAAUGUAGAAAAAAAACUUUUGAUGGUGAUUUUCUUUUUUUUCUUUUUGUUUCGAUUAAAAGAAGUGGUUGUUUUCUUUACUAUAUAGUUUGUUGUUUAUUUUAUCUCCCAAAGCACUGGAAACUAUAUUAUAGUUUUGACUUUGUACAUGAAAGAAUUAUGGAAUAAGAUUUAUUUCAGAUGUUAUAUGCCACUAAGCCACUUAAAUGUAUUUUAUUUGUAUUUGUUGUUUUUAUUUCUGUUUCAAUUUUAUUCCAAAACUACCCUUUCUUCUCAGAGCCAUUUUUUUCAGUAAGCACACUAGUUAAGGUAUUUAAGCCACCAAUGUUUUAUUGGGGAAGGAGUGGAGAGAGACGUUCAUGAACUUAUGGAUUUCAACUGACUUUAGAGAUGAAGAGAUUAUGUACAUUUUUGAUGCCAUUUUUUUUAUGAUUGGGAUUUUAUUUUUCUCUUUGUUUUCAUUUUGAAAAUUUGGAGCCAGACUUAAGAUGAAAAGCGAUUCUUUGAUUUGAUUCAAUUCAAAUUGCUCAUUUUAUGAAUGUAAGCUUUACCAGCGGUUCUGGUCAGACUGAAGCAGGUCAGCGGGUUUUUUUGUUUUUUUUAAAUCGCCGUGCCUCCUCCCUCCCUGACUUUUGGUUUCCAUGGAGACUGGAAGACGACUGACUUCACAUAAACUCUGAGCCAAGGAGUUGUGGUUGCCAUGGCGUCGUAGCAGUGACUCUGCAUUUGUCUCCGUCUGUCUGCCAGUGUUGUGCCUUUUUUUUCCCCCCCGAUCAGCCACAGUUUGACUGUUGUACUGUCACCCAGCCAACACUCCAAAGAGCUGCUCAGGCCUCCUCUGCUCUUCCACUAGAGGGCGCUCUGCAGAGCAAACUACACAGGGAAAAGUGGUUCUGAUUUUACUGGGAAUAUAAAAUGUUUUACCAGAAUCCA